Acanthochromis polyacanthus (spiny chromis) is the source of this 1868-nucleotide messenger RNA. Its product is annotated as granzyme A-like. Gene Ontology annotation, molecular function: serine-type endopeptidase activity. Lineage: Eukaryota; Metazoa; Chordata; Actinopteri; Pomacentridae. Bases 229 to 1023 code for a protein of 264 amino acids. Gene Ontology annotation, biological process: proteolysis. The record is from RefSeq and is a predicted model, not a curated record. The transcript has 6 exons.
AGAAGAAGAAUGUGCUCAGGUGUUGUUGCGCCCAGGUUCUUUUGGGUGUGGGUUUCCGCCCAUCUCCUCAGGAAUUUUGGGAAGAGAAACAAUCGGUUCUGUCUUCAUGCCUGUGAACCUUUUGCCUGUGUUUUCCAGACCCCAUCCUUUGAGUCUAACACAUAAAGACAAGUGUCACGGUGGGUUUUAGUGCAGACGUCUUCAGAUCAAAGAGAGCGAUAAGAAGAAAUGUUGUGCCUGAAGGAUCUCUGUGUUCUUGUCUCAUGUGGGCUCCUCCUCAUUGUCCAGUUAAGUCAUGGCUCAGAGAUUAUUGGAGGGAAACAAGUGAAGAAGCACUCGUUGCCUUUCAUGGCUCUGCUGAUUGCAGAGGAACCAGUCUGUGGAGGGAUACUGAUCGAUCCAAAAUGGGUUCUGACUGCUGCACACUGUGACGAGAUUAAGAAAGUGUUGCUGGGGGUCCAUGCCAUCGGUAAAGCAGAGAAACACUCCAGGCAGGUCCGAAAGGUGAAGACAUGUUUUCCUCAUCCAGGCUUUGAUAAUAAUACAAAGGUCAAUGACCUCAUGUUACUGGAGCUCCAGACACCAGUGAGGAAAACCAAGUCGGUGGAAUGGCUCAAGUUGGGUGAAACCGUCAAAGAUCCAGCAGCCGGCAAACACUGUCUGGUGGCUGGAUGGGGAGAAAUGAAAAAAAAGAAGAUGUCAGCUGUCAAGGUGACUGUCAUCGACAGAGUAGCCUGCAACUCUGACAAACAUUACAACGGCAAUCCUGUUAUCACCAGUGACAUGAUAUGUGCUGGUUCAACUGGUAAGAAAAAGGCUGGUACCUGUAAGGGGGGUUCAGGAGGCCCGAUUUUGUGUGACAGAAAACUAGUUGGAGUGACCUCUUUUGGAGGUGAGGUGGAGAAGACAGGUGGGGUGAAAGUGUUGAAGUGUGGUGACAAGAAAAAAGUUGGAGUGUACUCUUUUCUCUCCAAAAAUCACCUCAAGUGGAUCAACAAAACAAUGGGGAUGUCUGAAAUUUAGUGAAUCAGCAGGUACAAACCAACUUUAGAGGUGGGAUUAAAUAAGUUUUAACUUCUUCCCACUCCCUUUCAAAUAUGUUGAAGCUUUUGUUUUCCUCCAAGUCUCCUUAUAUGAGAAGCAUAAUGGACUUUUUAUGUUGCCUUUGUGAAUCAUUCAUUGAAUGUUAUUAAUUACAUGUUCGAAAUAAAUGAACUGAACUGAAAAACUCAUGAGCUAAUGUCAGCUUAGUUAGCUAGAUGGGAGGUUGGCUUAAAUGUAUUUUGCAACUGCUAUCAUUAUAAUCUGCGAUUUUAUUGGUAAAUCUGUCACUGCUACCACUGCAAACUGCACAUUUGAACCAUUUAUCCAUCAUAGGCUUGUAUGGCGGUAUUUUUUAACUCCUAGCUUUCCAUAGUUUUCACAUGCUUUUAGAAUCCCAAGCCCAUCCAUUAAAACACCAAAGUGAGAUUAUUCAGCUGUUUAACCAAACAGAUUUCCCACUUCCUGCAUGAGAAGCUUCAACUGAAAUUGAAGCUUCAGCUCGGAUAUUUUGAAAAUAAUUUUUGAUUGGAGCAUGCUUUAUUAUUUGUUAGCAUUUAUGCUAGUUAUUUCUGUAUGGAAACCUCAAAACAAAGGCCUUCUCGGCUGUUAUAAAGCCAAAAUGUCUGAACAAACAGGUGUCCUGUCUUUCUUUUGUUCUCAUUCUUUUGAUAAUUGUACUGUAUCUCUUCCAAAGCACCUUCUGCAUGACAGUAGCUUCUAAUCAUUUCACAUAUUUUGGCAUCACAGGUUUGUAUUUCAGUAUUCUAGUUUUACAAUGAGAUCAAUAUUCAAAUUAAAAGCCUUUGAUGUCUCAGGAAACAGAA